Molecule: messenger RNA, 471 nt
Organism: Lineus longissimus
Lineage: Eukaryota; Metazoa; Nemertea; Pilidiophora; Heteronemertea; Lineidae
Product: ribonuclease P protein subunit p20-like
Exons: 1
Coding region: 1-471 (156 amino acids)
Biological process (GO): tRNA 5'-leader removal
Cellular component (GO): ribonuclease MRP complex; nucleolar ribonuclease P complex; nucleus
Molecular function (GO): nucleic acid binding
Source: RefSeq, a predicted model, not a curated record
AUGGCUGAAGCAAGUGCAGACAGCUCAGUUUCUUCUCCACAAAAGCCGAAUCCUGAGAAAUUCAAUGAACUUGUCGACGAAGAACAAUACACAAUAAAGAAGAGGUUGCCUAGGACAUUCCCUAAACGCAAAAAUGAUGUGUAUGUCAGCUCAAAAACGAACUUAAAAGUGCAGUUGAAUAGGUGCCUGAAACAUUUUGAUGAAAAUGGUUUCCAAGAAGUGUUCAUCCAUGGACUGGGUAAUGCCAUAAAUAGGGCCAUAAACCUUGCCCUCCAGGUUCAGGUUCAUUAUGGAAACGUGAUGGAAGUAUCAACACAUACGUCGACGUUAGAAUUAAUAGAUGAUUUAGACCCAAAAACAGAAGAUGCAGAACCUGGUGUUCAUUCGCGGAAUAAUUCAGCCGUACACAUUCGAGUUUAUCGGAAAGACCCUGCGUCAGACUCUCCAGAUACAGUCAUUAAAGGGACAUAG